Molecule: messenger RNA, 1001 nt
Organism: Pomacea canaliculata
Lineage: Eukaryota; Metazoa; Mollusca; Gastropoda; Architaenioglossa; Ampullariidae
Exons: 5
Coding region: 396-743 (115 amino acids)
Source: RefSeq, a predicted model, not a curated record
AGAGCAACACAGGAGAAUGAAAUGAUUCGUUUCUCACUUAAUUAUCGCUUAUUAGCACUAUUUCGAUUGCCGAUGUUUAUAAAAAUCGAAAAAAUCCAGUGAAAUCGACCCUUGUGUCCUUCUGCUGAGUAGCCACGAUAACUUCCCGAGACGGUUAAAAUGGGAGUGUAGCGGGAGCGCUUGUUUAGGUCAGCGGGUAGUCCCUCCGCCCCGCAUCCCCUCCCACCCCACGCGCGGCACGUGACGGACAGCAACAGCGGGUGACGUAGUACCCAGACUGUCCGGUACAAAUACCGGGCUAAAGGCAUUGUUCGCACCUGUACUCUCGUCCCUGGAACUGGUCCUGCUGGGUAUAGCACUAUACCUCAGACAAAAGAAAAAGUUCUCACGGCGAGAUGACUGGACACUCAGACCGGACUCUGGUGAGGUGCGUGACGGCGGUCAUUGUCGCGACAUCUGUCCUGUCCUGGGCCCAGCUUGUGGACCCAGAGAAAGCCUGCCUUUGCUCUGGAAUACACAUCGAUGGGUGCCAUCGCGCCUAUGAGAACUCAUGCCUGAUUACAGAUUGCACCAUUGUCGAUGCUUCCUCUCUCAAGAACGUGAUGCUACAAAACUCUUCUGCCUUUGACAAGUUUUUUUCAGUCCUACCUGCUGAAAAAUGCCCCUCAGGUGAAAAGUCAAGUCGAAGAACAAAUGACUCAGACCCUCAGACUGCCCUCCCUGAGCCCAGUGGGAGGAGUUAGACAGAGAGAAUUGGACUGAACGAGAGAGAGAGAAAGGUUGCAUCACCGCUUUAAUGAGACAAAACACUGACUGUUGUCAUAGCUCGAGAAAUCACAGAAUAAAAUCAGACAUGAACAAAAUUUUUAAAAAAAAUGAUGCGAUAAGUUAUCAGAAUGCUGUUCAACUGCUCGUGCCCUGUGUAUGUAUAUGUAAGUCUGUUUUUCUGUGGUUGUACUAACUGUACCUUGACUUGAAUAGUAAAGUCCCGGUCUGAUAAA